AUGGGUUACCGGAUCGUGGGACUAACGGGACUUGGCUCAAUGGCUCUUUCUGAGUGGGUUGGGGCAGCCGGCGUAUGCAGGCAGCCACAAUGUCGUCAUGCCAGAACCCAAGUAACUUCUACGUAUUCAUCACCUCCAGUACCUCUUCGCAAGCAGCCUUUUCCCAUCGACUUUACCAAAGAACAUGUGAAGCAGAUCUUGUUGACUGUUUCAGAUAACAAGACUUGGCCUAUGCAUUGGAUGCUGUCUGACAACGGCAGGUUGACGCUCCAAAAGGGUUGGGCGGAAUUUGCAGAGCAUUAUUGCAUAAAGACUGGACACUUGCUGCUCUUCAUCUAUCAGGGAGGUUUCACUUUUCAUGUUAGAAUAUGUGAUCUGAGCAGUUGUAAGAUAAAUUAUGAGUGCUUUCCACAGGGAAUCAAUCAAUCUGUGUGCAUGACAGAAAAAGCGGUCUCAAAAACAUCAGGAUUGUCUGCCUCUGUGAUGCCAUUAUGCUGGAAGCCAAGUAACUUCUACGUAUACAUCACCUACGACAGCCUUUACCCAAGCAGCCUUAGAAUGCCCAUGGAGUUUACCAGCAAACAUGGGGAACAUAUUCUGUCUGCAAAUGUCUCACUGAUUGUUUCAAAUGGCGAGACUUGGCGAAUGGACUGGAUGAUAUCUGGCAACGGCCAGCUAUGGCUCCAGAAGGGUUGGCCAAACUUUAAGAAGCAUUACGACAUAAAAAUUGGACACUUGCUGUUCUUUAGUUAUCAGGGAAAUUCAACGUUUCAUGUUCAAAUAUUCGACGGAAGCAAUUGUGAGAUAAAUUACCUUCUUCAAGAAAUCGAUAUGUUAUGUUAGUUACUCUUUAGAAAGCUGACCAUUUUGCCGAAAUUAUGUUGUAAUCGUUAAAUUUGAAGGGUUAAAUCUUGUUAAUACUUUAGUAUUGU
Messenger RNA from Erigeron canadensis, 932 nucleotides. Its product is annotated as B3 domain-containing protein REM9-like. Lineage: Eukaryota; Viridiplantae; Streptophyta; Magnoliopsida; Asterales; Asteraceae. The record is from RefSeq and is a predicted model, not a curated record. The coding region runs from base 1 to 843 and encodes 280 amino acids. Gene Ontology annotation, molecular function: DNA binding. The transcript has 5 exons.